Lolium rigidum is the source of this 2392-nucleotide messenger RNA. RefSeq names its product sulfate transporter 4.1, chloroplastic-like. Gene Ontology annotation, biological process: transmembrane transport. NCBI's taxonomy places the organism in Eukaryota, Viridiplantae, Streptophyta, Magnoliopsida, Poales, Poaceae. Gene Ontology annotation, molecular function: secondary active sulfate transmembrane transporter activity. The transcript is spliced from 17 exons. Gene Ontology annotation, cellular component: membrane. The record is from RefSeq and is a predicted model, not a curated record. The coding region runs from base 16 to 2088 and encodes 690 amino acids.
GAAUCCUCGAACCGAAUGGAGCGGUCGUCGUUCGCGUCGGCGAGCUCCGGCGAGCUGGCCGCCGCCGCCGUUUCGGGGCUCGGGAGGCCGGUGAGGGUGAUACCGCUGCGCCACCCUACGGACACGGCCGCGCGGGGGCCGGCCUCCGCGCCGUCGUUGCUGUCGGCGGCGAUGGAGAGGGCGCGGGGGAUGGGGCCGUGGGAGUGGGCGGAGGCCGCCCUCCCGUGCUUGGCGUGGAUGCGGAGGUACAGGUGGAAGGACGACCUCCAGGCCGACCUCACCGCCGGCAUCACUGUCGGGGUCAUGCUUGUGCCCCAGGCAAUGUCAUAUGCAAAGCUGGCUGGGCUUCACCCAAUUUAUGGGCUGUACACAGGCUUUGUCCCACUGAUUGUCUACGCAAUUUUUGGGUCCUCGCGACAAUUAGCAGUAGGGCCAGUGGCACUUGUUUCCCUGCUAGUGUCCAAUGUUCUUGGGGGUAUAGUUAAUUCAUCUAGUGAGCUGUAUACAGAAUUAGCCAUAUUGUUGGCUUUCAUGGUUGGGAUAUUGGAAUGCUUGAUGGGAUUGCUAAGACUUGGUUGGCUUAUUCGUUUCAUCAGCCAUUCGGUAAUAUCUGGAUUCACUACAGCUUCAGCCAUUGUAAUUGGUUUGUCCCAAAUCAAGUAUUUCUUAGGUUACAGUGUUACAAGAAGCAGCAAAAUUAUACCACUUAUUGAGAGUAUAAUUGCAGGAAUAGAUCAGUUCUCCUGGCCUCCAUUUUUAAUGGGAUCAGUGUUUCUUGCUAUUCUUCUAAUAAUGAAAAAACUAGGAAAAACAAAUAAAAAAUUACGUUUUCUGAGAGCCUCUGGUCCACUAACAGCUGUUGUUCUUGGAACAUUGUUUGUGAAAGUUUUCCGUCCAUCUGCCAUAUCAGUGGUAGGUGAAAUACCACAAGGCCUUCCCAAGUUCUCCAUUCCCCGAGGAUUUGAACAUUUGAUGUCCCUAAUGCCAACUGCAGUUCUUAUCACUGGUGUUGCCAUUUUGGAAUCUGUUGGGAUUGCUAAAGCUUUAGCUGCUAAGAAUGGCUAUGAAUUGGACUCGAACAAAGAGUUAUUUGGGCUUGGCAUAGCGAAUAUAUGUGGUUCAUUCUUCUCUUCAUACCCUGCUACAGGCUCCUUUUCUAGGUCUGCUGUGAAUCAUGAAAGUGGGGCAAAGACUGGAUUAUCAGGAAUUAUAAUGGGCAUAAUAAUUUGCGGUGCUCUCUUGUUUAUGACACCAUUAUUUACUGAUAUACCUCAGUGUGCAUUGGCUGCCAUUGUGAUUUCUGCUGUCACUGGCCUGGUAGAUUAUGACGAGGCCAUUUUCUUGUGGGGUAUUGAUAAGAAGGAUUUCUUUCUAUGGGCAAUGACGUUUAUUACUACAUUAGUUUUUGGCAUUGAGAUUGGUGUCCUUGUUGGGGUUGGGUUCUCGCUGGCAUUUGUAAUUCAUGAAUCAGCAAAUCCACAUAUAGCUGUUUUGGGCCGUUUGCCUGGAACCACCGUGUACAGGAAUACAUUGCAGUACCCUGAGGCUUAUACAUACAAUGGAAUUGUUGUUGUCCGAAUUGAUUCACCAAUCUACUUUGCUAACAUAAGUUACAUAAAGGACAGGUUGCGCGAAUAUGAGCUCAAACUCCCAGUUUCAAACCGGGGACCUGAUGUUGGAAGGGUGUACUUUGUGAUCCUCGAGAUGUCACCUGUUACAUACAUUGACUCGAGUGCUGUUCAAGCUCUCAAGGACUUGAACCAAGAAUACAAAGCACGCGACAUCCAGAUCGCUAUAGCGAACCCUAACCGGCAGGUGCACCUACUGCUAUCAACAGCGGGCAUCAUAGACAUGAUCGGUGCAGGGUGGUGUUUCGUGCGGGUGCAUGACGCCGUGCAAGUAUGCCUCCAGCAUGUGCAGAGUUCAUCAUCAAAUUCCAUUAAGCUAUCCCCACAGGCAUCUGGGAACUUGAUGGACUCUCCCAAGGCACAGCAGCGGCAUGGCUUCCUCAAGAACCUCUGGAAAGCACAGGAUGGGAAUGGGAGCACUGAUGAGGCUCAGUCUUUGCUGCGCCAAAACCUUGUGUAAUACUUUUACCAGUUUCCCCCUUCAGUGCCAAUCGGGAUGCAUGCAUUUGCAUCUUUGUUGUUGUAUGCAUAUAGAGUACAAGGAUGUAAUUAGUCAAUUACGGGUUGUUUUGUUGUUCAUACAGUAGGAAUGUAGAAUUGUGUUGUAUCAGUACAGUGUAGAUACGUCAGUUGUCUGUAAUAUCUGUAGCCGAGUGGCUGGUUCUCUGUAUCAUAACAAUGUAAUCUAUAUAUUACAACACCACAGAGUAGCAAUUUGGCUACUGUGAAGAAUUGAGAUUCUUGGAAAAAGAGUUACACGAAUC